Abrus precatorius (Indian licorice) is the source of this 552-nucleotide messenger RNA. Its product is annotated as probable calcium-binding protein CML45. The transcript has a single exon. Gene Ontology annotation, molecular function: calcium ion binding. NCBI's taxonomy places the organism in Eukaryota, Viridiplantae, Streptophyta, Magnoliopsida, Fabales, Fabaceae. The record is from RefSeq and is a predicted model, not a curated record. The coding region runs from base 1 to 552 and encodes 183 amino acids.
AUGGAGCAAAAACCUAGCAACAUAAAUUUGUCUGGAUUAUCUUUGUAUCUUGGAAAUCUCCUUUGCGGUAUCAGAAUUAAAGGUUUCCUUUCAAUUUUAAUUUUGUGUUUGCAGUGUUUGUGGAAUUGGGCCUCUGAAAAUUGGAAGAGUUGGGCCAAGCGUAAUAAUCCAGAGCAAGCAGCGAAGCAGAGUUCGAGGUGCAUUGAAGAUGGUGUAAGACUGUGCAAAGAAGAAGUGAUUGCGGUGAUGGAAAAGCUGGGAAUUAGUGUUGAAAGAGGAGGGGAUGGAAUAGAGGACUUUGGUGAAGGAGAAAUCAGUGAGAUGUUCGAAAAUGAGGCAACUGUGGCAGAGUUGGAAGAAGCUUUUCAUGUGUUUGAUGAAAACAAAGAUGGGUUUAUUGAUGCCACUGAGUUGCGGAGGGUGUUGUGUUGUUUGGGUUUGGAGAAAGACUUUGUGCAGUGUCAGAAAAUGAUUCAUGCGGUUGAUCAAAAUGGAGAUCAAUUAAUUGACCAUGCUGAGUUUGUCCUCUUUAUGGAACAGAGUUUUUGUUGA